CUGGGAAGCAGCUCAGAAAGGCUCUCAAGUUAGUGCAGCUGCUGGUUUCCGACUUGAGAGCUGCUGCCGGCGAGCAGCUGACAGGAGGGAGGAGAUCAGCUUCUCGCUCCAAAGGGGUUGGUGUGUCAGGUUUCCAUGCAGAGCACGUGUGGAUAAUGCGAGCUGCAAACGCUGCUGCCUGCUCCAGCCACCGGGACAGAGCGAGCCGAGAGCAUGGGGCAGGUGGCUUGGAAGGGUUUAUUUCUGUCGCUUUUUGAUUAUAAAACAGAGAAAUACGUCAUUGCGAAGAACAAGAAGGUGGGGGUUCUCUAUCGAGUGGUGCAGCUCUCCAUCCUGGCUUACUUGGUGGGGUGGGUGUUUGUUGUCAAGAAAGGCUACCAGGACACAGAUACAUCCCUCCAGAGCUCUGUCAUCACCAAGCUGAAAGGGGUAGCCUUCACCAACACCUCGGAGCUGGGGGAGAGGCUGUGGGAUGUUGCAGACUACGUCAUCCCUCCACAGGGUGAAAAUGUCUUCUUUGUCAUGACGAAUCUGAUUGUGACCCCAAACCAGAGGCAAGCCACGUGCCCUGAGGUAGGAAGAACUGAGUCCCUUGGCUCCCAGACCCCUACAAACCCUGGGAGUACCAGCAUUCCCGAUGCCCUGUGUUACAAGGACGGGGACUGCCCGGCAGGGGAAGCGGUGGUGGCUGGCAAUGGGGUUAAGACUGGCCGCUGUUUGAAGGACAGAGAUGGCAUCAGAGGGACUUGUGAGAUACUGGCCUGGUGCCCAGUGGAGAAAAGAUCCAAGCCCAAGACACCACUUCUCGCCAGUGCAGAAAACUUCACUGUUUAUAUCAAGAACUCAAUCCGCUUCCCCAAGUUUCAGUUUUCCAAGAUGAACGUGCUGGCAACCGAUGAUGAGUCCUACCUGAAGAGCUGCCGCUACAGCACGGAGCAUCCCUACUGUCCCAUCUUCCUCCUGGGGAACAUCGUCCAGUGGGCUGGGAGUGACUUCCAGGAAAUGGCCUUGGAGGGUGGUGUGAUAGGAAUUCAGAUUGAAUGGAACUGUGAUCUUGAUAAAGCCCCUUCUGAAUGUAAUCCUCACUAUUCUUUUAGCCGACUGGAUAACAAGUUUGCAGAAAAGACCAUCUCUUCUGGGUACAACUUCAGGUUUGCCAAAUAUUACCAGGAUGCUGAAGGGGUUGACUACAGGACGCUCAUUAAAGCAUAUGGAAUCCGUUUUGAUGUGAUGGUGAAUGGCAAGGCAGGGAAAUUUAACAUCAUUCCUACUAUUAUCAAUAUCGGUUCCGGUCUUGCUCUCAUGGGAGCGGGAGCUUUCUUUUGUGACCUGGUGCUGCUGUAUCUGAUUAAAAAGAGUAACUUUUACCGAGGCAAAAAGUAUGAGGAAGUAAAGUCCAGUUCCAGGAAAUCCUUGUCUAGCCCUACACUGAACGGGAAUCAGGGCCCUGAGCAGCUCGGUGGGCUCUAGGCACAGCGAUAGGUCUGCAAGCUGGACUCGUGUUCCAGGAAAAUCAUGCAGGUGUGAAAUCACACCAGGAAUGGAGGUGGAGAUACCCCAGAUCAGAUCUGCUGUCUAUUAUCAGAAUUUCCAGAGGAAAACCAGUCCUUUAAAGAACAACCUUUUUUCCCCGAGAUGUUCUCUGGUAUCCUGAGCUUGCAAGAGUGUUGUCACUAUGGAUUUAUAAAACGAUUUUAUAAAAGGACAAAGAAGACACCAAACAAGUGUUUUUAUAUCUCUUGAUAGAUACAUCUGUACCUACAUCAACAGCCAUUGUUAUCCUGAGGCUGUGCUUUGCUUCCAUGUGCAAAAGAGCUGUGAUAUGAACCACCACUGGCACCCUGAGGCUGAGACUCAACCUGUCUCCUGCUUUGCUGGCUUGUGGCCACCACUUCCGACUCUCACCUGUGUUAAGUGCCAGAUGAGCUGGAAAGCAGCAGGACUGCUCUGGUUGGGAGGUGCAAUGAAAUACAGCAUCGCAGCAGUUCUCGGAGCCUGGGGGAAAGGCGAUUAUUAUCCUGCAACGUCUGUGCUGGCUGUGCCUGUUUGAGAGUGGGGCAAUUGCUCCGUGUGUGUAAUCAUUCGGGCUGAAAACAGUGCUCCUCUGGGAAAAGCCUUCGCACCACUGCAACACGGUGCUCUGCUCAUCUCAGGAACAGCUGGAGAGGGUCCUGCUGCAGCUCUGAAUGGAGAAUCAGUUCAGCCUGGCUGGGUCCCAGCUACCUCACCCGCUGCCCACAGUCUCCAUUUGUAGUUGGCCCAGAGAACCGACACGUCAGAACACAGAGCAGGACCAGCAGGCAGAGGAGCAGUGCGAAGCAAGGCAGGGAGAGAUGUUUUUGUGGUUGACAGUGGGGCAAAAAGGGAGUGAAGGCACUGAAAAACAAUGUUGCACAGAGAGUAUCUGCGUGGAGACAGCCUUAGGUUCUCCCUCCUUUGUUCCGUGGGAGGUUUCCUUUGCUUCAGUUUGUCCUUUCUGCAUCACAUACCAACUGCUCAUGGCGGGGAGAGACCUGGACGGGGGACUUAAGGCUUCUGCUGUUUUUCACAGUACCCUGAACUGUACUGCAGCGGUUGGAAAAGGGAACUCCACCAGCUACAACAGGGUUUUGUCAGAUUCUUCCAAAUACACCAACAGGAGAAAAAAAAUGUAGAGGACAGAAUUCCACUACUUCCCCAUGUGGGUAACUUCCCAGAACUACGAGUGCUCUUUUGUUUCUCAAUAGAGAACAGAGUCUCAUUGCAGGCCAUUUUGUGAAUUUAUGCUCAGGUGGGGAUGUAACCAAUCUCAGUAAAGCGUUUGUGCAAUAUCAUUCUUUACUUUAAAAAUUUGCAGUUGCUUGAGUGGACGGGAACUGAGUCCUGAAGACAGCAGGUGAGUCGUUCUGCCUCAUUUAAAGCUGUUCAUGGCUGGACAAACUGACCCGUGUUCUAUGAAGGCCACCAGGUUGACAUCGAUUGGGAGUCAUGACGACAAAUAUUGUUUCUAUGCACUGUUUGAGUAACAAGACUAAAAGGUCUUACAUGCUGCUCAGACAGCUGUCGGAGGCAUUACAGAGAGCUGCUGUGUUGAACAUGACACACAAAUGCAAACAGCAACCUACACUCCCUUUUGCUUUAACCUCUUUAAGAUGGUUACUCUGAGGUACAGGUUGUUUCUAAAUUAAAACUCUGAAUCUGGUCACCAAGAGCAAAGCCCACCAAGUGUAGUCUACUUCUGCUUUUGUUCAGAUGCAGAUAUUACUGAGUCAAACAUUUAGCUAGAAAAUAGAAGAGGAUAAAUUGUGUACCUCUGAUGCUGUAAUUGCAUCCAAAGCCUCCUCUCUUCAUACCAAAAAUCUCUCCUCUAGAAAAACAUGAGUUAACAUGUGUUUAAUUGACAUACUAAUAACACCGCACAGGCUUUUGACUGUUGGAGCUUAAUUCUAUUUGAAUAGUUUCUAGAUGGUGAAACACAAGGUGAACCCCACAUGUGACAUCAGGCCGAGACACAACUUGUGGAGACCAAGUAGCUUACCAGUGCGUAAAGCUGACCGUGCUCUGCUGAAAUCAGUGUUUUCACUUGACAAAACAACAUCCUCUUGUUAGAUGACCAAAGCUGUUUACUGAAUUUAAGCCUUCAGCCCUCCAAAAUUCCCUAGACUAUUUCCCUUCUUUCUACUAUCUGUUUAACUUAAUUCCCACAACAACUGCUGUUAAUAAAAUGUAACCAGAUCCCUUCUCAAGCACUUGUUUGUUUCAGUUUGAUUUUUUUCCCCCUUGUAUUUAGGGUACAGCAAUAAAAGCUGCCACUUCAGGGGAAUGCUCUCAGAGCCUCUUCUGUACAGUGUGUUUUUUAGGUUGCUCACACUGCCUUCUCUUUGUGAUACAUACUCAUGCUAAGUAAGUCAAUUAAACACUAAGUUUGCACAAGCAGGUCUGCAGCAAAGACACUGCCUGUAUGGGAGGUGAUCGGCUUUUCCUUUGUUCCAGCUAGAGACCUGUGGAACCACAACAACACACAGUUCAAUGACAGAAAAUGCCAGCAGGUUUAGAAGUCUUCUGUACAGACUGAGCCGUCGGGGAGUAAGACACUGCACUGACUUGGUUGUCACUCAACACAAAUGGUGCUAAAAAGGAGCAAAGCAUUUGCCUUGUGAAAAUAUUUUACUUGGUGACUUUUCCGUAUGCCAGUGAAGAGCAAUCCAUGCAAGAACAUUUAUUGACAGCGUGUACACACAGUGAUUGUCGAAGAUACCAUUUGCACUAGCAACCCACACUUCUGUAUCAAACCGUGACAUACACUUCAUUACACACUACUGUGACGUAUUGCCUUGUGUCAGUGAAUUAGUUUUAAGAGUGCUGCGUUAUAACCUGCUUUUGUGAGGGGACAGGCAG
Molecule: messenger RNA, 4377 nt
Organism: Cuculus canorus (common cuckoo)
Lineage: Eukaryota; Metazoa; Chordata; Aves; Cuculiformes; Cuculidae
Gene: P2RX5
Product: purinergic receptor P2X 5
Exons: 12
Coding region: 214-1470 (418 amino acids)
Biological process (GO): monoatomic cation transmembrane transport; response to ATP
Cellular component (GO): plasma membrane; nuclear inner membrane
Molecular function (GO): purinergic nucleotide receptor activity; extracellularly ATP-gated monoatomic cation channel activity; ATP binding
Source: RefSeq, a predicted model, not a curated record